CCCCUGGAAGAGACAUCCAGAGAAGCCCAGCUUGUUACUUAUACUGGAAUCUACGACACAGAAGGUGUUGCUCAUACGAAAAGUGGAGAGAGGCAGCCUUUACAAGUCAACAUCCAGGUCACUGACAUUGGAGCUUUCGAAACAGUCUGGCAAGUCAAAUUCUACAACUACCACAAGCGAGACCAUUGCCAAUGGGGAAACAGCUUUGGAUGCAUUGAGUAUGAAUGCAAACCCAAUGAGACACGCAGCCUCAUGUGGAUAAACAAAGAAACCUUCUAUUGAAGCAAAAUGAGACAGCUGUGGUGGGACAAUCUCUUGGAAAAAGAAUCUGUCUUCUAACCAGUACAAAGCCUUAACAAAGGCAGUUUCUAACAGAUGCUUUUGUUGAACAAAUGAGACUACAAUCCAAAGCACACUUACUUGGGACAAAGUUUCUUUUCAAAUGGAUGGGACUUGCUUCCAAGUGAAUGUGCUCAAGAUCAUGUAUGUGUGUGUAUAUAUAUAUAUAUAUAUAUAAAAGGAGAUAUUGUUGAGAUUUGAUAUUUAUUUAUCCCACACCCAAAUCUGAAGUGUGCCGCAUCUUCAUGAUAGCGAGCUUGCCAGAUCCUGAAACUGCACUGCCCAUUGGGGCCUGGAAGCAUUCCACUAUGCAGUGAUCUUUGGGAUGCAAUGCUCAUUGUGACAUGCCCUGAAUCCUUGUUUUUAAAAUUCAGCUGCGACCUGGUGCCGUCAGCUUCGUUAUUUUUGUUGGUGUUAAAUCUUAAGACUCCUUGUGAAUCCGUGGUGCAGCGUGACUUCGCUCCCAUUGUGCCAUAUGCUUCAACAAACCUUACCUUCCUUCAUUCUCCUCCAAGUACCUGUACCAUAGUAUGUAGUAACAGUGCAAAUUCUGGAUGAUUCUAUUCCGGGUAAAAAAAAUAGCCAAAGCCCUGUUCAAGCUUAGUUUGCUUUUUUCCUCCCAGGUGUGUGUGUGUGUGUGUGUGUGUGGUGGGCAGAGGAUUGUUGAAUUGUGUAUACUGUUCUGACUUUCCUGUCAUGUGAGGUUAGUGGUGGAAUUUUUGACAAAUGUGUAAGAGAGUGGUGAGGCAAUACCAUUUGUGGUUUUAAGCUAUUUAUGGAUAUUGCUGCUACCUGAACACACAGUCAUUAAGUAUAUUGUUUGCACAUCAAGCCCAUUGAGUUCUCAGAUUACCUGUUUCAGUGGUAUUUUUAUAUGUAAAGUAAAAUAAACUUGGCUGUUAGCAGCUUUGGAGCUACAACAACUCUGUUGAACUAAUCAGCAGCUUUUCAGGUCAAACAUGAGGAUUCUUUCUGAGAAAAAAAGGAAAGUGAUUUUUGCUUAUGCUUGCACAGGAAUCUGAACUCUGGUGCUAUGACCUAUGUAAACCUGUUUACAAUUAUGGCAAAUGAGAAGCACAUUUUGUAUCUCUAAGAAAAUGAAAUUGGUGGCAUGUUGCUUCUCUCCUGCACUACUAGAUUAAGAUGGUCAUGUGUCUGCAUUACUAUGCAUAUCAGCUGUACUUGUGUCCUUCAUGUCAAUAAAAUGUUAUAACUCUUGACCUUUGUAAUAAAGAAGUGGACAACCAGUGUUUUCCCUAA
Molecule: messenger RNA, 1599 nt
Organism: Sceloporus undulatus (fence lizard)
Lineage: Eukaryota; Metazoa; Chordata; Lepidosauria; Squamata; Phrynosomatidae
Gene: CNRIP1
Product: cannabinoid receptor interacting protein 1
Exons: 2
Biological process (GO): negative regulation of signaling receptor activity
Cellular component (GO): plasma membrane
Molecular function (GO): type 1 cannabinoid receptor binding
Source: RefSeq, a predicted model, not a curated record